GCGGCCAGUCGCUCCUCUGCCUCCGCUGCGUUGCGCGCUGGUUAUGGAUCAGGACGCAGCGCGCCUCCCUGCUGUCUGCGGCGCGUAGAAAGGUGCCCAAAUGAACCGCCGCCCUCCCGGCUCCUCUGGAGUGCAAUGGCUUAACAGGAGAGACAUGAGUGUCCGAGCGGAUGACAGCAUCACCCUGUGCCAGAGGGCUCUGCAGAUCGUUACGGAACUUUGCCUUGCGGGACACGUGGACCGAGAGAAAUGCGCGGACAUUUUCCCCUUGGAGAGCAGCAUACAAGGUAAAGGACACGCAGACAUCUCCAUCAGUCUCCUCGCUGUGGUCGUGGGUUUCUGUGGCCUCGCCUUGCUCGUAGUCUCUCUCUUUGUCUUUUGGAAGCUGUGCUGGCCCAUUUGGAGGAGCAAGACUCUGUCGGCCCACGCCGAAAAUGGCCUCCACGUGGGUUUCCCCGAGGCGCCUCCUCCCAGUUCCACUCCGGUCGUCGAGUGCAAAGUGGCGGAGGUGGAGAAGAAACACCCGCCGGAGGUGAAAGUGAACGGACGGAGCAACGUGAAGUACCUCGAAGGAGCCAUGAAGAUCAGUCAGACGUCGCCAGACAUCCCUGCAGAGGUGCAAACAGCCCUGAGGGAGAAGAUCAGCAAACAGCCGACGAAGAUCCAGAGGCAGACGACUGAGCCAACAUCCUCCUCCAGGCACAAUUCAUUCCGCCGCCACCUCCCUCGCCAAAUGAAUGUCAGCAGCGUAGACUUCAGCAUGGACAAAGUGCCUCUCCGCCAGUCGUCUACGGUGAGCAUCGGAAGAAUAAAACCAGAACUGUACAAGCAGAAGUCUGUGGACUCUGAGGAUGAGGCUAAAGGUCACGUGGAAAUCUGUGGGAAGCUCAGUUUCUCGCUGCUUUACGACUACGAGGAGCAGGCCUUAGUGGUGAGGAUCCUCAAGGCCUUGGACCUACCGGCCAAAGACUUCACAGGCACCUCCGACCCGUACGUGAAGAUCUACCUGCUGCCAGAGAGGAAGAAGAAGUUCCAGACGCGAGUGCACCGCAAGACUCUGAACCCCACGUUCGAUGAGACCUUCCGUUUCCCCGUGGCGUACGACGAGCUUUGCAACCGCAAGCUGCACUUCAGCGUCUACGACUUUGACCGCUUCACAAGCCACGACAUGAUUGGCGAAGUCGUGGUGGACAACCUUUUUGAACUGUCUGAUCUGUCGAGGGAGGCAGUAGUAUGGAAGGAUAUCCACGCAGCAACCACAGAGAGUAUCGACUUGGGCGAGAUCAUGUACUCGCUGUGCUACCUGCCCACAGCGGGGAGAAUGACCCUAACAGUCAUCAAAUGCAGGAACCUCAAAGCCAUGGACAUCACAGGCUCUUCAGAUCCGUAUGUGAAGGUUUACCUGGUGUGUAACGGACGGAGGCUGAAGAAGAGGAAAACGACAACCAAGAAAAGCACACUCAAUCCAGUUUACAACGAGGCCAUCAUCUUCGACAUUCCCCCUGAGAACGUGGAGCAAGUCAGUCUCUCCAUCAUGGUGAUGGAUUACGAUCGGGUUGGACACAAUGAGGUGAUUGGUGUGUGCCGAGCCGGCCCAGAUGCUGUGGGCCUUGGACGAGAUCACUGGAACGAAAUGUUGGCUUACCCACGAAAGCCCAUCACACACUGGCACGCUCUGGGAGAGUGGCAGGGAAGAGCUGCAAGCUUUGAGAGUCAAGGUUCGUGUCCUUCGCCCAAACCUCUGCAGACUCCCUGACGAUUCCAGGUAGAGUCAGAGGAUCGCUGCUGUGGGAAACCAGAGAUAUUUACUGUUCUGCAGGGCACAGGGAUGGAAAGCUGAUCAUUUGUUCUGGGAAUUGAAUCCGACGGAGACGGCUAUGCACAACGCUCACAGUUCAACAGUUUAUUUACAGAGAUAACAUCAAUAAUAAUAAUAUUAAUAACAAGAGUCUUUUCAAGGAGUCCAUAAUAGUUCAUGUGCAACUAUUUAAUACCUUUCAGUAUUUAAGCUCUUUUAGCCUUUGCUAUUUUAAUUUGAAAUGGCACAAAGUUAAAGGGCUACGCCACUCAGAGCCAUGGGAACAUUUAGUGAAUAAACAAGUCACCAUCUGAUGUCUGCAGGUAGCUAAACAUCUGCAAGCGCUGAGUAAAAUUCAGAAAAUUCAUCCAUCACAUUUAGAGAAACAGCUGCUGCAGGAAUGAGUGGCAAACAAAUUAUCAGAGCAACAGAGAUCAAUGAAAUACAAGUUAGUCUGAAAUUGUUUUGUGCUGUUAGUUUCUGAAAGCCAAACUGAAUCGCAAAAUCUAAUAAAAAAGCUGAGUAUUUAUUUUUUUACUGACACUAAAGUAUUUAGGUAACACAAAUAAAACUUUAUUUUGUACUUCCUUCAUAGUAAAGCUGAGGACUCUAUUGAUUUAGCUUUAGUUGGUUAGAAGUUUCCAUUAGUCUGGGGCUUUUACUGAUCUAUUUGAAUUGUUUUUUUCUCCAAACUGGAUGAUUAUAGAGCUGUAAGGAGUGAGUACAUUUCCCCCUUUUACCUGUAAAAUUGCCUUAGUUCCUAAUUAAUUUGAUCAAUCAAAGGGUCCAUUUUGACAUUACAGCUUUAAACAGCAGCUACAAACUCAUCCACUGCAUCAAAGAUGUGUCUUGAAAAUAUAAAAUGUCCUAUUGCAAUUGAUUAAGGGAUUAUGAUGGGAUUUGAGGGAAUUGCUGCUCUCUUUAAAAAACUCUGCUACAAGUUUCAACAAUAUCGCAAUUCUUUGGAUGGACAUUUUCCAAGUUGUUGUAUGGUCACAAAACGACAGUUCAAAGUAAUGAUCAAACAUCUAAAAGUGGUAAGAAGGGGUCGUUUUUAUCUGCAUAUAUACAUAAACCAAUCCCACAUUAACAGAUUAUCUCAAAUAUUGAAUUAAACGUUACUUGAAGAAUUGGGAGACUGAACAAAAACCUUUUUUAAUUAAAUAUUCUUCAUAGUCAUAAAUUCAGGGAAACAUUCUGAAUUCAUCCAUAUCAAAUUUAUUUCUGAAAUCUUCGUGUUAAUAAUAAAAUAUUCAGCCUAGCAAUUAGAGAAAGGCUAUGUACUGUUACCUUAAUGCACAUGCAGUAUAUGAUGCUUUCCUUCUGCUUUAUCCUCAGUAUGAAAAAAGUCCUAUUUUUACUUGUAGCAUGCCUGUUGCCACUUUAAAUAAAAAAAAGCACCUACUGAAGGGAAAAGAGUGUAAUGUUUAACUCUAAAAAUCUUACAUUUUGUGUUUACAGUUGUGUAGAUAUCAAUGCACAGAAUCCUGUGCACACAACUCUGUUUCAUAAAAAGUUGGGACUGUGUAAAUAGAAAGCAGAAUGCUGCGAUGUUCAGAUGACGUCAACAUUAAAGUAUUAUAGUGGCAUCACAACAAAAUUUGGACUUAGACUCGUUAGAAAAAUCACUCAAUAAGUAAUUUUGCAGAUAACAGGGAUCCACUGCAGUUCUCUGAUGAAUUAUCAUGGUUUCUAUGCUAGAAAACUAGAAAAUAUAUAUUUAUUAUCCCUAUGUUACUGAAAGCAUAUUGCAAAAAUACUGACUGAUUGCAAAUGUUGUUUAAUUAUUUAAGUAAAAUGCAUGAAACAAAGAAUUGAUCCGAUGCCAAAACUGCAAAUAUUGAACAGAACCAAAAGCAGAAAGACAUUAACACUUUUUAGCUUUUUAUUUUCGUUCACAUUUCCUUGCAAUAAGCAAAUAUCCCCGGUCUACUUUGUACGCAGUCACAAAUGUCAGUUUAAAAUGUCAAAUAUACAUACAUUUAAAGAGCCUCAUUGAAAACGUAUUUCUAAAUUCUUAACUUUAAUUGAAAAUCGAUUUGUUCACUGCAUGUUCAUGUCUGUUUGAGGUUGAGAUGGAAUUGCACAUGGAUUUAUUAACCAUUCAAAACUGUCAGAGAUUAUUACCCCAUGAAAAUAACUCAGAAAUAGUCCAAAUAGUUUGGUUGCAUUUUUUUUCUUUCCUCCUUUGAAAAAGUUUCUGCUUAUAUUUUAGAAGGGAUGGGAAGAGAUAGAAAGCCAAUAAUUGGCCUACUUUUCUUUUGCAUUUUGCUCGUGGUUUGUGGUGCAUGUCUACGCUAAAGAAAAAGAUAUAAAACCAAGAUAUCUCACAAACGAUCUGUUAACAUACAUGGAAAACCUUAAGGAAACCUUAUGUUAUAGCAGAACGUACAGUGGCCACCGUAAGAAAGACUUUCAGUAUUCAAUUAUGAACUGAUCAAUAGGUUAUUGCGAGAGAACGCAAAAGAAAACAAAAUCCUCCUGGUCUCUUAGAUUAAGCAAAACUUCAAUUUUCAAAAUUAAAAAAAGAAAAUCCCGUUUUUAGUGUAAUACAGUAUUCUGCUUCUAAUUACAUCCCACACAGACCCAACUGCGUUUUGGAAACAGGGUUGUUCUCGUCAGCAGAUCUGUUUGUAAAUACCAAGAAGUGAAACCUGGCAAGUUGUUGUGAUUUUGUGGAAAAACAAAGACAUCAAAAAUGUAUUUCUAUCGUUUGGUGACACUUUAAGAGACUCAGACUUGUAUUCAAGUGACAUUUCUACAUGUCCUGUAAUAGUCGUGAACAAAAAAGUGGAGCUGGGAAACCCAGCGAAGCCAACUCUUAACUUAUCAACUCGUUCUGUAUGUAGGAGACUAGAGCUUUGAGCUGUAAUUGUUUAACUAUUCGGUUCAAACUGUAUUAAGCAAGAAAUAACUGCUGCCAAUGUCAUGAUGUGUACAGUUUGUGAUAACUUUUGUAAAACAUUUGAGAUCUGAUUUAUUGUAAUUGUUUCAUAUGUAUUUUAAAAACCAAUAAAA
This is a messenger RNA of Poeciliopsis prolifica (blackstripe livebearer), 4816 nucleotides long. It is a transcript of the gene syt10, whose product is annotated as synaptotagmin X. The record is from RefSeq and is a predicted model, not a curated record. NCBI's taxonomy places the organism in Eukaryota, Metazoa, Chordata, Actinopteri, Cyprinodontiformes, Poeciliidae. Gene Ontology annotation, molecular function: syntaxin binding; calcium-dependent phospholipid binding; calcium ion binding. Gene Ontology annotation, cellular component: membrane. Gene Ontology annotation, biological process: regulation of calcium ion-dependent exocytosis; calcium-ion regulated exocytosis; regulation of dopamine secretion. Bases 101 to 1756 code for a protein of 551 amino acids. The transcript is spliced from 7 exons.